AUCGAGUCCAUGAUCAUUGGCUGACUGCAACACAGACCGCGUACAGUGUGCUGUUAAGAUCCCAGCUUGUAAGAUCGCGUGGUGUGACGCGCUGUCGCUGUGAGCCUUUUUUUGUUCUAUGAGAACUUAAAAAUUGUAAUCUUGCAACCGUUCAGAUUUUAUGUGCUGUGAUGUUUGGCGUGUUAUCUGGUGUGGCGCUCGCUCCAACGCAGCUCACAAAACCGAGUUGGUACCGUAAGAAAGAACUCUAAAUGUUGUGCAUGCGUCGUUAAUGUUCGGUGGAAUCAACAACAGUGAAGUGCUCUGUGUGUGUACCGUUUGUGUUGAGAUGUGAUUUAAGGAAGGCAGGAAAUGUGCCGUCUCGGUGAAAUAAAAAACGGAUGUGAAGCGAAAUGGCGAGCAAGGGCCACGAAAAUGUUUGAAGAAUCCGGUGUGUAAGCAAGGCAAAUAAUAAAAUGCACAACAUAAAAGCAUUAUACAGUGUUUGGUGAAGAAAAAAUGGCAGAAGUGAUUUGAGGCUGUAUGUGUUUCAAGUGCUGUGCUCAAUACAUCUACGCUGCAUCGAUGGUAAACGGUCGGCAAGUUGGUUCGCAAAAGCGAGCGCCAAAUAUGUUCCAGUGAGUCUAACAAACGUUUCUGUGAAGCCAAGCAUUACACGAUAGUGUCAUUGCCUUUGCAAGCUGCAAAGUAAAGCGAGUAAAACCACGCGAUCCACUUCCACACCUAACCACUUGUGCGCAAGAUGGGUCUGGCAUCGUCAAAAGCUGUCAGCAGCAUUGCGGUUUCGUCGCAUGGAGGCGGCUCGGAGAAGAGCAAUAAUGGUCGGCUUAGCAAGGAUAGUGUGAUCGUCGAGACCAACUAUCCGUCGAUGUCGACGGACAUUCAGCAGCAACCCGGCUCGAUACUUCCGUCUCCGUCCGGUAGCAGCGGUAUCGACACCUGGAAAACGUCGAGCUGUCACGUCCGGCAGGCGAGCAUACGGUCGCGAAACCUGCAGCCGAUGCCGGAUGCCGGUGAGCUUGAUCGCCGAUUUGCAAAAGUGCUGGCAUCCAUGGACCUUCCGCCGGACAAAGCCAAGCUGCUGAAAAAUUAUGACAACGAAAAAAAGUGGGACAUUAUAUGCGAUCAGGAAAUGGUACAUGCUAAAGAUCCUCCGGCACACUAUCUCACCAAGCUUCGCACCUAUCUGGAUCCCAAAGCGUCCCGCAGCCACAGGAAACGCAAGAUGGUGGGUGAGUCGACCUCAACGCAGGUGUUGCGCGAUCUGGAGAUAUCGCUGCGAACAAAUCAUAUCGAAUGGGUUAAAGAAUUUCUGGACGACGAGAACCAGGGCCUGGAUGCGUUGAUCGACUAUCUCAGCUUUCGCUUGGCCAUGAUGCGCCACGAGCAGCGCAUCCUGGAGGCCAAAUCGGAAUCGGACGAAGGGCUGACCACGAAAGAGACGGCCGCCAACAGCUCGUAUGGAAGCAACGAAACGAAUCACAAAACCGUACCCAACGGAUUCAUGCGCCCCGGUUUGGGUGACAUGCUGGACAGCCCCAGCAUAAAGCGGCGCUCGCGGCACAUCGCAAAGCUAAACAUGGGACUCACCACGGAUGACAUUCACGUGUGCAUCAUGUGCAUGCGCGCCAUCAUGAACAACAAGUACGGCUUCAACAUGGUCAUCCAGCACCGGGAAGCGAUCAACUGCAUCUCGCUCAGCCUGAUCCACAAAUCGCUGCGCACCAAGGCGCUGGUACUGGAGCUGCUGGCUGCCAUCUGCCUGGUAAAGGGUGGACAUGAAAUCAUCCUGUUCGCUUUUGACAACUUCAAGAUAGUGUGCUCGGAGCAGCGCCGCUUUCAGACGCUGAUGGAAUACUUUAUGAACUACGAGCUGUUUAACAUAGACUUUAUGGUGGCGUGCAUGCAGUUCGUGAACAUUGUCGUCCACUCGGUGGAGGACAUGAACUACCGGGUGCACCUGCAGUACGAGUUUACAGCGCUCGGUUUGGACGAGUAUCUGGAGAAGCUCCGGCUGACGGAAUCGGAGGAGCUGCAUGUGCAGAUUUCCGCCUACCUGGACAAUGUAUUCGAUGUGGCCGCCCUGAUGGAGGACAGCGAAACGAAAACGGCGGCAUUGGAGCGCGUGAACGAGCUGGAGGAUGAGCUGGGCCGGGCACUCGACCAGGCGAGUGAAAUCGAGCGGGAGGCCCUGUUUAAGAUCGGCGAGCUCGAGGCGGAACUGAGCCGAACGCGUAACGAGCGAGACGACUUGUACAACAAGCAGCUGGUGGUCGAGGAUGAAAUCGUCAAACUAAAGCGAGCACUGAAACAGCACGAGCAGGAAUCCCAAAGCAGACAGUCGAUGCUGCUCGAGCUGGAAAACCUAACCAAAACACUUCCCAAAGGUACGUCCAUCGCGGACGUAUCGAAUCUCCUGGCGAAGGGUGGCCUAUCCGAGCUAAGUCCGACCGGUGCCAACGGUGGAGCUGGCUCGCAGCAGCAGCAGCAGCAGCAGCAGCAGCAGCAGGCACCACCGAUACCACCACCUCCCGCCCCACCAAUACCUCCCUCGGCAGCCAAUGUUCCCAUGCCGCCUCCACCACCCUGCCCACCGGCGCCACCAGGCGGACUGCUAAACGGAAGCAGCGAACCACCGAAAGCACCACCAAAACCGCCCACUUUCAUUCCAGUGCCACCGCCGAUGGGUGGACCGCACGGUGGUAACUUGCUGCACUGCACGGACGGUGCGAUGACCAUCAAGCGCAAGGUGCAGCCGAAAUACAAACUUCCCACGCUCAAUUGGGUUGCGCUGAAACCGAACCAGGUUCGGGGCACGAUCUUCAACGAGCUGGACGACGAGAAGUUGCAUCGGCAGAUCGAUUUUGUCGAUUUCGAGGAGCGGUUCAAGAUCGGUAUGGGCGGCCCCGUCACCAACGGCAACUGUGAUAUGGACGGGCUGACGGCGUUCCCCAGCAAACGGUUUAAGAAGCCCGAGCACAUUUCCCUGCUCGAACACACGAGAUUGAGAAACAUUGCAAUAUCUCGAAGAAAGCUAGAAAUGCCUGCGGAAACCGUUAUCAAAGCGAUCAACAAUCUCGAUCUCAAGCUCCUAUCGCUGGAAAAUGUGGAGCUGCUGCAGAAGAUGACGCCAACCGACCAGGAGCAGAAGCUUUACAAAGAGUAUGUGAUAGAGAAGAAAGAUCUGAACCAGUUGACCGAGGAGGACAAGUUCAUGCUGCAAUUGACCAAGGUCGAGCGAAUCUCGUCGAAACUGUCGAUCAUGAACUACAUCGGCAACUUCUUCGAAUGCUGGCAUCUCAUUAGUCCGCAAGUGUACUCCAUCAUAUCCGCAUCCUCCUCUAUCAAAUCCUCAAAAAAGUUCCGCGCUGUGCUGGAGGUAAUAUUGGCGUUUGGCAACUAUCUGAACAGCAGCAAGCGUGGCCCCGCCUACGGCUUUAAGCUACAGUCCCUCGACACCCUGCUCGACACCAAGUCCAACGAUAAGCGCAUGAGCCUGAUGCACUACAUAGUGGCCACUAUACGCCAGAAGUUCCCCGAGCUGAUGAACUUCGAUACGGAGCUGUUCUGCAUCGAUAAGGCGGCCCAGGUAUCGCUCGAGAUGCUCAUCUCCGACGUGAACGAACUGGAGAAGGGCAUGGAGACGGUGCGCAAGGAAGCCGAUUUGCGUGGCAAAGGAACGCAAAGCCACGUGUUGCGCGAUUUUCUCGCCAACUCCGAGGAGAAGCUGAAGAAAAUCAAAUCCGACUGUAAAACGGCACAGGAAUCAUUCAAAGAGUGCAUCGAAUACUUUGGCGAAUCAUCACGGAAUGCGGAUGCAAAUGCAUUCUUCUCGUUGCUAGUCCGAUUCGUGCGAGCAUUCAAGACCUGUGAUCAGGAAAACGAACAACGACGGCGGCUGGAGGCGGCUGCCCUACAGGCGUCUGCCAAAAAGGACGAAGAGGAGCAGGUAGUGCUGCGGAACAACAAAAUUAAUAAUCAAAAGAAGCAACAGGAAGCGGUAAUCAACGAGCUUAAGCUGAAGGCUCACGCUGUGCGCGAGAAGAAGCUGCUGCAGCAGGACGAGGUGUACAACGGUGCGCUGGAAGACAUUCUGCUGGGACUGAAGAACGAACCGUACCGGCGGGCGGAUGCAGUGCGCCGGAGUCAACGGCGACGGAUCGAUAGUAACAGGCUGUCGCGAACGAUGGAAGAGGUAGAAGUGUAGAUCGGUGCAGUGUAACGAGCUCGAAAGCUGUAACAGAUGUAAAAUAUUGUACCCCCUAAGCUACCCCACCACAACCCGUAAGACAGGUCUCUAUCUCGGCGCGAUGAUUUUGUAUAUGAUUUUAAGGCACUUUAACGGUUGUUCAGAACCUCAAUUGUAUCAUAUUCGUUACAGCUGUAUAUAAAUGAUUUUAAAGCAUUAGUUUAGACAGGUUAGGAAGUGGCAAAUACCAUCGAUGUUGUUUUUUUCUUCCUCUUCUUCUUCUUCUGUGUGGUUUGUUCCUAUAAUUUUACGUAAGGAAUCCAUAUCAUUUGGAGUGCGCAAGAAGUACUGUGGAGGGGUUUUUUUGUUGUAAAUGUGCAGAUGAGCCUAAUAACGAAUGACAAUAUUACUACAAAACACACAUUCCAUUCACUUAAAUCGUUGCAUUUAACAGGACGGGGGAAAACGUACACCAAUUAAAGGCGGCAAGCUAAACGAUGCAAGCACAAGUUUUAUACGAAAACAUUCUUUAACGUAUCUGUAAAGGAUUUCAAAGUUCGUGGGGAACGGUUUUUUGCCAGCGCUAGGAUUGUUGUAGGGCAUGCAGCGUGUAGGUACAGAUAUUCGAACGAACUUUGUGGUGAUAUUCAUUUGCCAGCCAGGUGUGCAAAAGCCUUCGUAAUGCUGCACAACAAUAGAAUGUAACACGAGCAAGGACUGAUCGAAGCGGGGGGACGCUUUUCGAACAUUUUUACACCGCAAUCGCGCACAAUCUUCCGCAAAGGAGAAAUAUUACCAUUUGCGUCCACAGCGCUAGUGGGGCAGGGCAGUAGACAGUCGAGUAGGUCCACAAUAUCGUUGGUGCUUACUAAAUUUUGAACUCUAAAAAGCCGACAGACAGAUGAAGCAUGUUGAUAUUGGUAGCGGUUUCGGAGGAAUCGGUGGUCCAGACAAGUAACAGACCAACAGGCGAGGUAUAAUAGCUUUUCUCAAACUAUUCUUGUAAACGACGGUUUGUAACACUUUUUCAAGCAUUUGCGUCAAUAUAUACACAAACGAA
Molecule: messenger RNA, 5249 nt
Organism: Anopheles stephensi (Asian malaria mosquito)
Lineage: Eukaryota; Metazoa; Arthropoda; Insecta; Diptera; Culicidae
Gene: Frl
Product: formin-like protein
Exons: 10
Coding region: 743-4207 (1154 amino acids)
Biological process (GO): regulation of cell shape; cortical actin cytoskeleton organization; cell migration
Cellular component (GO): cytosol
Molecular function (GO): small GTPase binding; actin filament binding
Source: RefSeq, a predicted model, not a curated record